ACAACAAAAUUCCAUCUUUUGUCUGAAAGAGUAGAGAAUUCAAGAGACAGUUAUCUUCUAGAUCAUUAUUUUCCGGCGAAUCUUCCGAAAAACUUUAACAUGAUCUCCAUCGUAAUCAUUACUGAGCUACUAGUGGAGUACACGACGGCUAUUGCUAAACUCACCGUCGGGAUUCUUCCUAGACGGCAAGGCGACGGGAACUUCGUUCGAAUUGGCGGUUUCUCUUUAUAUUGUCCACCUAGAUCCUCACCGAUUCCGGAUUUUUCUUCUCAUCUUGUCGAUUUCUGAUAUGUGACGAUUGUGGAUUGUUUUUUCUUUUUUAGUACUACGUUUUUGAUCGAGUUGUUUUUUCUUACACACUUUUAAAAAAUUAAUUUGAAGAGU
Molecule: messenger RNA, 384 nt
Organism: Arabidopsis arenosa
Lineage: Eukaryota; Viridiplantae; Streptophyta; Magnoliopsida; Brassicales; Brassicaceae
Source: the annotation of a GenBank genome assembly